Osmerus eperlanus (European smelt) is the source of this 4994-nucleotide messenger RNA. RefSeq names its product huntingtin interacting protein 1 related b (gene hip1rb). Gene Ontology annotation, cellular component: actin cortical patch; clathrin-coated vesicle. Lineage: Eukaryota; Metazoa; Chordata; Actinopteri; Osmeriformes; Osmeridae. Gene Ontology annotation, biological process: actin filament organization; endocytosis; clathrin coat assembly. The transcript has 32 exons. Gene Ontology annotation, molecular function: phosphatidylinositol-3,5-bisphosphate binding; phosphatidylinositol-3,4-bisphosphate binding; clathrin light chain binding. Bases 291 to 3515 code for a protein of 1074 amino acids. The record is from RefSeq and is a predicted model, not a curated record.
UAUCCUGAACGAGGAUCCGUAUAGCAAACACAGACUACAUACUCCUCUGUCCUUCACCACUGAUGUGUGUUCCCCUGUGAAUGGUCUGCUUCCAAAUGCCAGUCGCUGGUAUCGAACGCCUGGAACCGAGUGAUUGCGUGCUUGCGCUCAUACCGAAUAUAUCAAGGACAGCCUAUUCACCAUUUGAUUUGGAUUCGUAGCCUAAAGAAGACACGGAGACAGUAAAUAUAUUUAAAACGCUUGGUACCGUCGAUUAUUUCUGAGAAUUAAACCCGGUUCCAGAGUGGAGGAUGAACACCAUACGACAGGUGCCUUUAAGGGUGAAAAGCAAAAGGACGGAAACGAAUUUAGGAGCUGAGAGAGAGCAUUUCGACAAACAGCAGCUGAGCAGUAUCAGCAAAGCCAUCAACACUGCAGAGACCCCUGUGAAGGAGAAACAUGCUCGCCGGAUUAUUCUUGGGACCCAUAGGGAGAAGGGAGCGUUCACCUUCUGGUCCUACGCCCUGGGCAUCCCUCUGGCCAGCAACUCCAUCCUCAGCUGGAAGUUCUGUCACGUGGUGCACAAAGUGCUCCGCGACGGCCACCACAACAGCCUGCAGGACUGCAUGAGACACCACAGCACCAUCGUGGAGACAGGAGCUCUCUGGGGCAACCUUCACGACAGAUAUGGACAGCUGGUGGCUCUGUACUCUAAGCUCCUCUGUACGAAGAUGGAGUUCCACGUAAAGCACUCGGAAAUCCGAUCCAACCUGGAGGUUACAGACGAGGUCCUGGAACGUACUGCAGGCACAGACAUCAAUAAUGUGUUCCAGCUCACUGUGGAGGUUUUUGAUUACAUGGAUGCAGAGCUGCGAUUGGCUGAGACAGUGAUGCGGCAGCUCAACACGUCCAUAGCCAUCUCCACCCUGACGUCAGGCCAGUGCCGGCUGUCUCCCCUCAUCCAGGUGAUCCAGGACUGCAGCCAUCUUUACCACUUCACCGUCAAGCUGCUGUUCAAGCUGCAUGCCUGCCUCCCAGCAGACACUCUGCAAGGACAUCGAGAUCGCUUCCAUGACCAGUUCCACAGCCUGAAGACGUUCUUCAACAAGGCCAGGGACAUGAUGUUCUUCAAGAGGCUCAUCCAGAUCCCCAAGCUUCCUGAUUCUCCUCCUAACUUCCUGCACGCCGCCUCGCUGGCCAAGCACGUGAAGCCGGUGGUAGUGAUCCCUGACGAGGAGCCAGAGCAGCAGGAGGACGACGAUGACGACCCCGAGCCCCUGAUAGAGGUCAGCGAGGUCAGCACCCCAAGCCUGCAGGCCCAGACACAGCAGUUUGACAUAUUCGACCAGACGUUCGGCCCUCCCAACGGGGGCUUUGAUGACAGGGAGGUCCAGAUCGACGGCCUCAAGCGGGACUUGGAGCUGCUAAGAGCGGAGCUGGAGAGGGUCAAGGCAGAGGCCCAGCGCUACAUCACCCAACUGAAGUCCCAGAUCAACAGCCUGGAGGCGGAGCUGGAGGAGCAGCGCGCCCAGAAGCAGCGCGCCCUGGUGGAGAACGAGCAGCUACGCAUGGAGCUGGAGGCCACACGCAGACGCAACGCAGAGCACGAGACCGUCCAGGUCUCCUUCAUCGAGGCGGAGAAGAGGUCUCAGGCCACAGAGCAGCGCUACAACAAGCUGAAGGACAAACACACAGAGCUGGUGUCCAGCCAUGCUGAGCUGCUGAGGAAGAGCGCUGACACAGUGAAGAUGCUGUCGGCCACCCAGCAGACCCAGGAGGAGGUGGAGAGGACCAAACAGCAGCUGGCCUUCGAGGUGCAGCGCAUCACUCAGGACGCCGACAUGAAGUUCGAAGAGCAGAAGUUUGAGAUGGAGAAGCUGAGGAGAGAGGUGGAGGAGAAGAGGGCGGAAGUGACACGCAUCAAGGGGAGUCUGCAGACCAAUGAGAAGGCGGGGGAGCAGCUGAGCAGUUCCCUGGUCGGCCUGCAGGGGGAGAAGGAGCGUCUGAUGCGGUCUGUGAGCGAGAAGGAGGCAGAGCUGUCGUCGCUGCGCCAGGCGUCCCAGCUGCAGCAGUCCUCCCUGCAGCAGGAGAAGGAGAGGAGCGCCCGGGAGCUGGGUGACCUGCAGGGCAAGCUGCUGGAGAAGUCGAGCCGUGAGGAGCAGCUGAAACAGAAGCUCCUGGAGGAGCAGUUCUCCCUGCUGCAGGGUACGCUGACCGAGGCGGAGGACAUCAUCCAGGAUGCCGUGGCCAAGCUGGACGACCCGCUGCACAUCCGCUGCACCAGCUCCCCAGAUUACCUGGUCAGCCGGGCAGAGGCCACGCUGGGCUCCAUCGACAAGAUGAAGCGCGGCCACUCAGACUACCUGAGGCACAUGGGAGACGCGGGGGGGCUGCUGAGGGCUCUGACCCAGUUCUCCCACCUGGCCGCCGACACCAUCGUCAACGGCAGUGCCACGGCACACAUGGCGCCCACGGACCACGCUGACCGCCUGACGGAGAGCUGCAGGGGCUGUGCCACCCAGAGCCUGACCUUCCUGGCCCAGCUCAAGUCCAAGGCCUCCCUGCCGACUGCAGACCCGGCCUCCAUACGCAUCGUGGUGCAGAAGAUCCUGAACCUGGGCCAGGAACUGCGGCCCAAAGGCAUGGACGUUCGCCAGGACGAGCUGGGGGACAUGGUGGAUAAGGAGAUGGCCACCACCUCCGCCGCCAUCGAGGAGGCCGUGCGCAGGAUCGACGAAUUGAUGAACCAGGCAAGGAUUGAUACUUCCGGAGUGAAAUUAGAGGUCAAUGAAAGAAUCCUCUACAGCUGCACUGACCUAAUGAAGGCCAUCCACAUGCUGGUCUUGGCAUCCACAGACCUGCAGAAGGAGAUCGUCGAGGGUGAGAGGGGCGCGGCCACUACUAAAGAGUUUUACGCGAGGAACUCUCGAUGGACCGAGGGGCUCAUCUCUGCUUCCAAAGCUGUGGGCUGGGGAGCCACGCAGAUGGUAGAGUCAGCUGACAAGGUGGUGCUGCAUACGGGGAAGUACGAGGAGCUGAUCGUCUGCUCCCACGAGAUCGCUGCCAGCACGGCCCAGCUGGUCGCAGCCUCCAAGGUGAAGGCCGACCGUAACAGCUCGAGGCUAACGACCUUGCAGCAGGCCUCUCGCCGUGUCAACGAGAUGGCAGCCAACGUGGUGGCCUCCACCAAGACAGGCCAGGAGCAUCUGGAGGACAAAGACACCAUGGACUUCUCUGGCAUGUCCCUCAUCAAGCUCAAAAUGGAAGAGAUGGAGUCCCAGGUGAAGGUGCUGGAGCUGGAGACGCAGCUGGAGAACGAGCGUCUGCGUCUGGGAGAGCUGAGGAAGAAGCACUACGUCAUCGCCGGUGUCCCGGUGGAGCAGCUCUCCGAGGGGAACGGACGGGCCCCCUCGCCCAGCCCCCCCGCCGCCCCCUCACCCACCCCCUCCUCACCCAAACCAAGCAAGCCUGCCGUCAUGAGGAAACCAACCUUGGCCCAGAAGCCCUACGUACUUCCCAAAAACAUGUUCAGGUAGACAGGGUGGAAAGCCCUUCUACACAGAUGGGAGGAGCUGAUUGGAGGAAGUCAACAGUCAUGUGAUCACAGGGUCCUUGGGAGCUGCACCCUGACAGUCCCGUUACACACCAGACCUUACAGCUCUCUCUCUUUCUGUUUCUCUAUCUACCCUCUAUCUCUCUCUAUCCUCUCUAUCUCUCUAUACCCUUUCUAUCUCUCUCUAUCCUCUCUAUCUCUCUAUACCCUUUCUAUGUCUUUCUAUCCUCUCUAUCUCUCUCUAUCCUCUAUCUCUCUCUAUCCUCUCUCUCUCUCUGUCUCUCUCCCUCUUGUCUCUCUCUCUCACUCCCUCUCUUCCCCUCUCUCUCCUACUCUUCUUUUGCCAAACUGAGCUCCUUCCUGAUUGGCUCAUUCUCCUCUCUGCAGGACACUGUGUGCUCCUCGUUCACCCUGGCCUCCACAUGUGCGUCUGUUAGCGUGUGUGGAAGCCUGCUGUUUCCCCAAACACAAAGGGAAACAUUUUAUUUUAGGACGUUUCGCUAAUGUUUUUAUUUUUUAUUAUUUCAUUUUUUUUAAUGCAUCAACACCAACAUUGUGUCUCAGAGCCUUUUAAACUUUAACCCAUUGCUUUUAAAAUAGGGAUGUGAUAAUCGGAUACAACAAACGUUACAACAAACGUUGGAUUAAUUACGACUCUUGAACGAGGCCUUUUUGUUGGGGGGGGGGGGUCCACCUCUUGGUGCACAGGGCAGUAGUUUGGUUGGUUUGCUGGUGUCUUUAUUGUGUGUGUGUGUGUGUGUGUGUGUGUGUGUGUGUGUGUGUGUGUGGGAGGGAUCAUAACCGUACUGUAGAACGGAACAUGUUCACUCUCUGGUCGCUGUCUCUUCUUCUAAUCCCAACCUGUGUUGUUAUAAUCAUCACGUGAACUAGAUUAGACCAUUUUAAUCCCUCUGUUUUAGAUCUCAGUUGAUUCUGGAUUAUUAUUAUUAUUACAGGUAAAAGGCACCUCUAGUCCACAACCUGUUACCAUUAUUUAAGUUGCGUCUACUGUAUACCGAUAGGAAGCUAUGUACUGUGUUUAUGCUUUUAAUAAUUUUAUGCACAAGGAUAUUCAAUCAGACAUGGGCUUGCUUGCAAGUCGAACACUAUAAUUUAUAUAGCUAGGUUGCUCUUUGAAUGUAUUGCAGGGUACACUGUGCUGUUGUGUAUGGGAAUGUACGCACACAUAGGAAAUAUGUCUUAAGUGCUACUUUCAGGCUGAAGGGGAGGGCGGAAGGGGUGACGGCACAAGAAUGGAACUGUGUCUGUUUGUGAAGCUCAUUUGUUCGUGGGAGAUUUUCUUAAAGGGUUUUACGGAGCUUUCAUGUCUAGUUCUUUCUUCUGUAUUAAACAUGUCUUUAUACUCUGAAAUCUAUUAAUAUAUUUUAGUAAAAAUCACAGUGGUUCCACCGAGUAAGAAGUGUAUAUGUCAAUGAACAAAUAAUAAAUGUUUAUAAACGUA